AUGUCUAUUAAAACGGUAUUUCUUCUCAUUCUUUGCAGCAUAAACUGUAAGCUGAUUGCUGCUCACUGGGUUAACAACAACACAUAUUCCAUAGAAACGACUAUUGACCAAAGUGUAGCUGAAUCAAGAGUAGUAGACAGAUACGACGAAAAGGUUUUGGUUAACGAUGAAACAUAUGAAACUUCACUGGCCAACAGGACAUUCAGUUCCUAUUCAUUAUAUCCAGGCUAUAAAGUGCAAGCAAUAUACUCCAUUUUAAAGGCGCCCUUUUCUUUUCUAUGCAAAAUAUUCGGAGUAAUGAGACGCUUUCACGUACUUAAGAGAUGUGUAAAUCAUAUUGCUGGAAUAUUCAUCAAAAUAUAUCGAUAUCUCGGUAUUCAAUGCCCGGACUUGCUUGUUCUGUUGACAAGGAAUAAAAGAUGUACCAGUGACACGCUAUACGAACUAAUUAAAGAUAACAUAUCGUGGCAAUUAACUAUGACAAUAUGGACAUAUGAAGGGGACACUGAUUGCAAAAAUAUAACAUCUGAAAGAGAUAUACUAAAUUUUAUUGAAAAAGUCAUCGAUAUUAGGGAACUGCAGCACAAACUAGCUGUAUGUGUAAGAGUUUCCAAUGGAGAUCGCUGGUCAGCUGAUAUUCGAAUGCAAAGAGACGAUUGUCGGGUAUAUGAGACUGCCUGGGAUGUGCCGUGUUCUUUGAAGGGUAAUAUUGAGUACACGUAUGAUAAUUAUUCGAGCAAUAUGUCCAAAAUGAGCAACGAAAUACUUAUGUGA
Messenger RNA from Maudiozyma barnettii, 774 nucleotides. RefSeq lists its product as uncharacterized. The transcript has a single exon. The coding region runs from base 1 to 774 and encodes 257 amino acids. The record is from RefSeq and is a predicted model, not a curated record. NCBI's taxonomy places the organism in Eukaryota, Fungi, Ascomycota, Saccharomycetes, Saccharomycetales, Saccharomycetaceae.